CUAUUAAAAAAACACCAAAGUUAAAGAUUACAAAAACCAUGAUAGGAUAUACAGAAAUGAUAGUUACAGUACUUUGUCCGAUUAUCAUUCUAUGGAUAUGGUGGCGGAACAGAACCUCAGUUCUUUCAAGCUGGCCUUUGGUCGGAAUGCUUCGAGGUCCGUUACGAAACAUGGUCUGUGUUCAUGAUUUAGCCACUCAAAUACUUCGCCAGAGCGGCGGGACAUUUGUGUUCGAGGGACCAUGGUUCACCGGCAUGAAUUUCUUGAUGACUAGUGAUCCUAUCAAUGUUCAGUACAUUUCAACUAAGAAUUUCAACAACUACCAUAAAGGAUCCGAUUUCAAAGAAAUGUUUGAUCCACUCGGCGAAGGGAUUUUCAACGUUGAUUCGGAGAAUUGGAGAAAUCAAAGGAGGAUUAUUCAUUCUUUAUUCAAGAACAAGAGGUUCAUUGUUGCUGUUGAAAAAACUAUGGAGGUGAAAAUCUUGAAAGGUGUGUUGGUAGUUCUUGAAAAUGCUUCAAACCUAGAAAUUGAAGUAGACAUGCAAGAUAUAUUUCAAAGAUUCACGUUUGAUUGUUUUUGCAAGUUGGUUUUAAGCAUUGAUCCGAAUUCUCUGUCUGUUGAAUUCCCUAAUCUUCCAUUUGAGAAAGCGUUUAACGAGAUCGAAGAAGUAGUUCUUUACAGGCACCUCGUCCCAACAAGCUUUUGGAAGUUGCAGAGAUGGCUCAACAUAGGAAAAGAGAAGAGAUUGAAAAAAGCUUUAAACAGUUUCGAUCAGUUUAUAGAGCAAUGCAUUCAAAGAAAAAUUGAGGAAUUAUCUGAUAUUCACAAAAACCAAAUAGAUGAUGAUCACUUCGACUUACUAACAUCUUUUUUGGUGGAAGACAAGGAAGAAGAUGAUGUAACCAAAUCAACAAAAUUUAUACGAGACACAGCAACGAGUCUACUCGUAGCUGGACGAGACACAAUCGGAGCUGCGCUAGCUUGGUUCUUUUGGCUAGUAGGGACACACCCAUUUGUGGAAAAAAAGAUAGUAGACGAGCUCAAAGCAAACCUUGAGCCACAAGUAACUAAUACAAUUAGGGUUUUCAAGAUUGAAGAACUGAACAAACUAGUGUAUCUCCAUGCAGUUAUAUGCGAGACACUUAGAUUGUACCCAUCGAUUCCUUUCGAGCACAAAAUGUGUAUGGAACCGGAUGUUCUUCCGAGCGGGCAUCGUGUUCCGAGCAAGAUGAGGGUUUUGUAUAUUUUGUAUACGAUGGGAAGGAUGGAAGAGAUAUGGGGUGAAGAUUGCUUGGAGUUCAAGCCGGAGAGAUGGAUUUCGGAGGAGGGAGAGAUAAAACACGUACCGUCUUCUAAGUUUAUUGCAUUCAAUGCAGGACCGAGGAGUUGUUUAGGAAAGGACAUGACGUUUUUGCAGAUGAAAAUAGUUGCAUCGGCUAUUUUAUGGAAUUAUUGUGUUCAAGUAGUGGAAAAUCAUCCGGUUGUUCCGAGUAAUUCUGUCAUACUUAGUAUGAAAUAUGGUUUGAAAGUUAGGGUUUCUAAACGAUGAACUUAUUGAACAGGAGGAAAUCAUAGCUAGAAACAUGCCAAUUAAUAAGUUAAUAUAUGUUUGGAGAUUUCUCCAUUUAUGUUCUGCCUUCUUAAAUUCUUAUUAUGACAAAUUACUCUUAGUUUCUAAAA
Messenger RNA from Mercurialis annua (annual mercury), 1681 nucleotides. RefSeq names its product alkane hydroxylase MAH1-like. The transcript has a single exon. NCBI's taxonomy places the organism in Eukaryota, Viridiplantae, Streptophyta, Magnoliopsida, Malpighiales, Euphorbiaceae. The coding region runs from base 39 to 1550 and encodes 503 amino acids. Gene Ontology annotation, molecular function: oxidoreductase activity, acting on paired donors, with incorporation or reduction of molecular oxygen; heme binding; iron ion binding. The record is from RefSeq and is a predicted model, not a curated record.